AGCUCCGCCAUUGCCUCGCCCGCGCAGUCUCCUCAGCUAUAACAUGGGUCCAGGAAUAGCACUCACCUCUUCAGGAGGAUGCACACGGGAGACCUGCGGGCUCCCGGCAGAUGGAGCACCUUCCCUUUUCCGAUGAGCCACCUGUGCUUGGUUCUCUGGACCAGAUCUCGCCCCCUCAUGUGCUGUGUGACUGCCAGAAGUGGGACGCUGUCUUCCUGGUCACACCAGGACAGCUCACUGCUGAGAAGUUCAGGGGCUCGACCCGGUGUCCAGCCGCUAAAUCGCGAGCCACCUCUCAGCUUCAAGGAUGUGGUUGUGAGCUUCACGCGUGAGGAAUGGGGACGGCUAGACCCGGUCCAGAGGACACUGUACCACGACGUGACUCUAGAGACGUGUGGCCACCUAAUCUCCCUGGGGCUUCUGCUCCCCAAUCUGGAUGUGAUCUCCCUCCUGGAGAAUGGUGAAGGCCCUUGGAGGGCAGAGCAGGAACCUGCUGCCCGAGACUGGAAGACUACACAUGAAAAGAAAGAGUUACCUUCUGAAGAUACUGCUGUGGAAGAACCAUCUUUCCACAUAAAAAUGAAACACUGUGUAGAAGGCCCCUGGCCUGUGCAGCGUUGGAGGGCCCAGCCAUUGGAGCGCCAGGAGGAACCUUUCAGUCAAAUUCUACUUACCUUGCAGGAGAGACCGUUUGCUCAAGAGGAACAUUGUAAGCAUGACCUUGGGGGAAGUUGUCAGAGUAAAAGCCUUCUACCUCCAUCAUUACCCGCAAAAACUCAUUUCCACCAGCUUGACUCGCAGGCUCAACAGUUGAAACAGAGUUCAGUUUUUGUUAAUCAUCAGAAAGGCUGGACCAAUCGGAAGCCCUGUGAAAAUCCUGAAAGUGCCAGAGCCUUCUCUCAAAACAUUCACUUGCAUAAACUUGAAGAUGUUGAAACAAAAGAUAAAAGUCCUCACGAAUAUACUGUCAGGAAUGACUCUUUGAACUGCGGUGCCUCUGUUCGUUUCUGUAACAGAAUUUUUUCAGCAGAGAACAGCAGUGAUUGUAAGGCCUAUGGAAAUGUCAUUAACCAUAGCAUGUCUCUGAAUGAAAACAAGUCAUUGCAUUUUGGAGAAUGUCAGUGUGAGUGUGACAAAUGCUUUGUGCAAACUGAAGUAAUUGUUGGAUAUCCUAGAUGUGAGAAGGAAUGUACUGCCUUCCACAAGGCCUCAUCUUUUAGUGAUUGUGACAUCAAUCAGAUGAGAAGGAAGCCACAUGCAUGUAAUAUGUGUGGAAAAUCUGCCAGCUGUUGCUCUAAGCUUGUACACCAGAGAACACACACUGGAGACAAGCCAUGUAAAUGCAGUCGUUGUAGUAAAGCCAUCACUGGGAGCUUUCACCUUUCACAUCAGAGAAUUCACUUGGACGAGAAUCCCUAUGAGUGUAAUGACUGUGGGAAAUCUUUUAGACAGCAGUCACAGCUUGUUGUACAUCAGCGAGUCCACGCUGGAGAUAAACCUUAUGAAUGUAAUUAUUGUGGGAAAGCUUUCAGGUGGAGAUAUCUCCUCAUUGUGCAUCAGAGAACACACACUGGAGAGAAGCCCUAUCAGUGUAAUGUGUGUGUUAAAGCCUUCAGUGGUCGGUCAGCUCUUAGGAAACAUGAGAGAACACACACAGGUGAAAAACACUUUGAAUGUAAUGAUUGUGAAAAAUUCUUUAACCGGCAAAGUCACCUUACUAGGCAUCAGAGAAGUCAUACUGCAGGGAAACCUUAUUUGUGUGCUCAGUGUGGAAACUCUUUCAGUCGUAGCUCUGACUUUGUUGCACAUAGACGGAUUCACACUGGAGAGAAACCCUAUGAAUGUAACCACUGUGGGAAAUCUUUUUGGCAGCAAUCACAGUUGCUUGUGCAUCAACGAGCUCAUACUGGAGAGAAGAAAUUUUAUGAAUGCAGCCAUUGUGGAAAAGGUUUCAAAUGGCGAUCUCACCUCAUUCUGCAUCAGAGAACACACACUGGAGAAAAGCCCUAUGAAUGCAUUGAUUGUGGGAAAGCCUUCAGUGAUGGAUCAUCUCUUAGAAAACAUGAGAGAACACACACUGGUGAGAAACCCUAUCACUGCAACCACUGUGGGAAAUCUUUCCGACAGCAAUCGCAGCUCGUCGUGCAUCAGCGAACCCAUACUGGAGAGAAACCUUAUGAAUGCAAUCAUUGUGGAAAAGCUUUCAGCCAGAGGUCUAUCCUCACUGUUCAUCAGAGAACACACACUGGAGAGAAGCCCUAUAAGUGUAAAAUUUGUGUUAAAGCCUUUAGCCAGAGAUACCUCCUCAUUGUGCAUCAGAGAACACACACUGGAGAGAAGCCCUAUCAGUGUAACAUGUGUGUUAAAGCCUUUAGUGGUCGGUUAGCUCUCAGAAAGCAUGAGAGAACGCAUACAGUUGAGAAACCCUGUUAAUGAAUGUACUCAUUGUGAAAAAGUCUUUACUGGGCCAUGUCACUGUACUGGGCAUCAGAGAAUUCACACUGGAGAGAAACCAUAUUUUUGUGCUCAUUGUGAGAAGUCCUUCAGCAAUAACUCUUAUUUUUGUUUCACAUAAAAAGAUUCACACUGGAAAGAAACCCUAUGAAUGUUACCACUGUGGAAAGACUUUUUAGCAGCAGUUAGUUUGUGCAUCUGUGAAUUUAACCUGGAGAGAAAAAACCUUAUGAAUGCAGUCAUUGUUGAAAGGUUUCAAAUGGAGAGCUCUUGUGCGUCAGAGAACACACACCAGUAAGAAACCCUAUAAAUGUAAUCAUUGUGAAAAGGCUUUUUCUGGUGUCAGACUUGCCUUGCUAGGCAUCAGAGAAUUCAUACUAGAGAGAAAUCCUAUAAAUGUCACAAAUGUGGGAAGGCUUUCAGGUAAAAUAAAUCACUUAUUCAAUAUUAGAAAACACAUGCGAGAGAAACUCUAUGAAUAGUUAAGAUGGAAAAGCUCUGCCAAAACUUGAGACAUCAGAUGACCACAUGCAUCAGAACUGCAUGGAGUGCGUAUUGAAGCUGCAGAAUACCAAGCUUACCCUAAUGUACUAAAUCAAAACUCUAUCAAUAAAACCCAGGAUCCCAUCAUUUCCUAAAGCAGCAUGUUAUUUGUACAUGCACUAAAAUGUGUUUACUUCUGUGUUUAUGUGAGAAGGUAAACUUUCAGUCAGAGUUCAUAGUAAAAAAACAGAAAAUUCAGAACUGCGUUUACCAUAUUAUCAUUUUAUUGCAAACAGCCACGUAAACAAAUCAGAAGUUACCUGUAUAACACAUUUCUAAAAAAUGGUGGGGGACGGGAAGAUACUAUGUACCCAAAAAAGGCUGACACGCAUAUCAACAGUGGUGAAAAUGUGAGAGGCUAUUACUGCAGAUUUGAACAAAGUGAAAGCAGGUGGGACAGCAUCACCUGGAGACAGAUAUUGUGAAAGGCUGAAGCCAGGACUGUGAAGAGAGGGUUGAAGUACUGGAGGUCACAGCCCCUUGGCAGAAUUGCAGACUCCGGUGUGGCAGGAGAGCAGGAUUAAUUAAACUCUGUUCAUGAAAUUCCAGAUGUCCUCCUCUUCUACUAUUCUUGUCCUGUUUACAGUAUUUGGCUGUGGGUGAGCAAAAUAAAAUAGGGAAUGAAUUAGUUAUGAAAAGAAAUAUGUGGUCUAGGGACUAGGAAAUUGGUGUAUUAUGCUCCAGAACAAAGGCUGCCCUUAUCUUAGUAUUUCAAGGACCAUUAUCUUAACACCUGGUUCCUGCCAUAUUCCCUUCGAAGAGUACCAUUAAACCAGCCCCACCAUGUAUGGAAACUCCCAUAUACUUUCUGUUAGUCACUUCAAUGUGGAUGGAAGGCAGGGAGCGUGAGACUUGACAGCCUUCAACGUGAAAGAAAAAAUGAGAUAAAAGAGGGAGAAAAAAAAAAAAACAGCCCAAGGAGGACACAUAUUCA
Messenger RNA from Pteronotus mesoamericanus, 3931 nucleotides. It is a transcript of the gene ZNF544, whose product is annotated as zinc finger protein 544. Gene Ontology annotation, molecular function: DNA-binding transcription factor activity, RNA polymerase II-specific; RNA polymerase II cis-regulatory region sequence-specific DNA binding. Gene Ontology annotation, cellular component: transcription regulator complex; chromatin; PcG protein complex. Gene Ontology annotation, biological process: regulation of transcription by RNA polymerase II. The record is from RefSeq and is a predicted model, not a curated record. Bases 79 to 2433 code for a protein of 784 amino acids. The transcript is spliced from 5 exons. NCBI's taxonomy places the organism in Eukaryota, Metazoa, Chordata, Mammalia, Chiroptera, Mormoopidae.